CAAACGUGUGAGCUGAGGAAGAAGAAGAAGAAGAAGAAGCAAUGCCAUCCCUUCAAUUUGCACUACCAAAGAUUCAUCUUCUUCCAUUCUCUUACAACACUCAAACUCAAAACCUCUAUUCCGCCGCCACUCCUCGAUGCAGGAUUUCCUCCACCUCACCAAGGCACUCUUCGCUCGCUUCUGUUGCUCCAUUGGAAGCAAUACUAUUCGAUAUCGAUGGAACACUAGUUGAUUCGGACCCUAUCCACUAUUACGCCUUUAGAGAAAUGCUUCAAGAGGUAGGAUUCCACGGAGGAGCACCCAUAACCGAGGAAUUCUUCAUAAACAGUAUUAGUGGCAAGCACAACGUGGAACUCCGUCACGUUUUAUUCCCUGAUUGGGAUGUUGAAAGGGCCGUGAAAUUCUUCGAUGACAAGGAAGCAAUGUUUCGAAGAUUGGCUGCAGAAGAAAUGAAACCCGUAGCCGGGCUAGAAAAGCUGAUCAAAUGGGUAGAAGAUAAUGGUUUGAGAAGAGCAGCUGUCACAAAUGCUCCAAGAUCAAAUGCUGAUCUGUUAAUCUCUAUACUUGGUCUCGAAAGUUUCUUCGAAUUCGUUAUUAUAGGAAGUGAGUGUAACCGAGUAAAGCCUUUUCCGGACCCCUAUUUAAAGGCUCUCGAAGAGCUCGGUAUCUCUUCCGAGCAUGCAUUCGUCUUCGAGGAUUCAGUGUCGGGAAUAAAAGCUGGAGUGGGAGCUGGAAUGCCGGUAGUAGGUUUAGCCACGGGUAACCCUGAAAGAUUACUAUCAGAAGCAGGUGCAGCUAUGGUUAUCAAGGAUUAUACCGAGGCUAAGUUGUGGGCCGUUUUAGACGGUCUCGAAAAGAAGACACGUCCAGCGAAAGUUGGCACUCAACUAAGUGGUUAGUCGUUAUUUUGAUGUUCCGAUCCUACAAAAAGAUAAAUACAAAUAUUUUUUUUCUAGACUCCCUACUGAGGUAUAAAGUGAGCACAAGAAGAAAUGUAAAAAUCUGUUAUGUACUCGAAUAUGAAAGUCUGAAGAUGUUCACCAUUUACAAUGCAA
Molecule: messenger RNA, 1055 nt
Organism: Erythranthe guttata (spotted monkey flower)
Lineage: Eukaryota; Viridiplantae; Streptophyta; Magnoliopsida; Lamiales; Phrymaceae
Product: 2-deoxyglucose-6-phosphatase
Source: RefSeq, a predicted model, not a curated record